AUGGCUCCGGUGGCGAGUAAAGCCAAUCCUCUGCUCUCGAGCAUACCAUGGCGCCGAAUCCAAUUACGUACAAUUUGCGGCGGUCACGUUUUCCACGCGCCGCCUUCGUCGCCCGCGAAAUCAUCCGCGGAAGAAUGCGAAGGUGCAGCUACCGGAAAGAAAAUUCUGGAGACGUUCCUGGAAGAAUUUGAAAUUGGAUCGCGUAAAGUCACGCUGGAAACUGGCAAAAUCGCGCGAUUUGCUAAUGGCGCCGUUGUUUUGGGUAUGGAGGAGACGAAAGUGCUCUCCACAGUAUCCUCAGCAAAGGGUGACGGCACUCGUGAUUUCCUGCCUCUCACUGUUGAUUAUCAGGAGAAACAGUUCGCUCAGGGUGUUAUUCCAAACACGUUUAUGCGGAGAGAAGGUGCUCCGAAAGAACGUGAACUCUUGUGCGGUCGAAUCAUUGAUCGACCUAUUAGACCCCUUUUUCCAGCCGGAUUUUACCACGAAGUCCAGAUCAUGGCGAGUGUUCUAUCAUCCGACGGGAAACAAGAUCCUGAUGUAUUGGCCGCCAAUGCUGCAUCUGCUGCUUUAAUGUUAUCAGAUAUUCCAUGGGCUGGUCCCAUUGGGGUAAUACGUAUCGGGAGGAUUUCUGGUCAAUUUAUUGUUAAUCCCAGCAUGGAUGAGCUUGCUAUGAGCGAUCUCAAUUUGAUUUAUGCCUGCACAAGAGAUAAAACUUUGAUGAUAGAUGUCCAAGCACGUGAGAUAUCGGAAAAAGACUUAGAAGCAGCUCUAAGACUGGCUCAUCCUGAGGCAGUUAAAUAUCUUGAGCCCCAAAUGAGGUUGGCAGCCAAAGCUGGUAAACAGAAAAAUGAAUACAAAUUAUCCAUGGUAUCCGAGGGAACAUAUGAAAAAAUCAGGAGCUUGGCAGAAGCUCAGAUUGAAGCUGUGUUUACAGACCCUUCAUAUGGCAAGUUUGAAAGGGGAGAAGCCUUGGAUAAUAUUACACAGGAUGUUAAGAAAUCUCUAGUGGAAGAGGAUAAUGAAGAAGGCCUUAAAUUUCUAUCAAAAACAAUAGAUAAUGUGCGAAAAAAGGUUGUUCGCAGAAGGAUCAUUGGUGAAGGACUCAGAGUUGAUGGAAGGCGUCUUGAUGAAGUUAGGCCUCUUUAUUGUGAAGCUGGUAAUUUGCCUGUACUCCAUGGUUCGUCAAUCUUUAAUCGUGGAGAUACUCAGGUUCUUUGUACUGUGACACUCGGAGCACCUGGAGAAGCUCAGCAUCUUGAUUCUCUGGUUGGUCCUCCAUCUAAGAGAUUCAUGCUUCACUAUAGUUUUCCACCAUUUUGCAUCAACGAAGUUGGCAAACGAGUUGGCCUGAACCGACGGGAAGUCGGGCAUGGUACUCUCGCUGAGAAAGCUCUAGUUGCUGUUUUACCUCCUGAAGAUGAUUGUCCGUACACUGUCCGUGUUAAUGCAGAAGUCAUGGCAUCUGAUGGAUCGACGUCAAUGGCAUCUGUUUGUGCAGGUAGCAUGGCUUUGAUGGAUGCUGGCAUUCCAUUAAGAGAGCAUGUAGCAGGUUUGUCAGUGGGGCUUGUCAGUGAAACUGAUCCAUCGACUGGUGAAAUUGCCAACUACAGAAUAUUAACUGAUAUCCUGGGCCUGGAAGAUCAUCUAGGGGAUAUGGACUUCAAAAUUGCUGGGACGCGCAACGGAAUCACAUCAAUUCAGCUGGAUAUAAAACCUGCGGGGAUUCCCUUAGAUAUCAUAUGUGAGUGUCUAGAGCCCGCGCGUAAAGGUCGGCUUCAAAUAAUUGAUCAUAUGGAGCAAGAGAUAAAUGUACCACGUACCCAGGAUGGCAGAAACUCUCCACGAAUAAUGACAUUGCGGUACAACAAUGAAGCUAUCCGCCGUUUGAUUGGUCCUCUAGGUGCCUUGAAGAGGAAAAUUGAAGAAGAAACAGGCGGAAGGAUGUCAGUAAGUGAUGGUUCUCUUACCAUAGUGGCUAAAAAUCAAUCAGUAAUGGAUAAAUUGUUGGAAAAGAUCGAUAAUAUCGUGGGUCGCGAAAUUGUGAAGGGAGGGGUGUAUAAAGGUGUCGUAACUACAAUAAAGGAAUAUGGUGCCUUUGUGGAGUUUAAUGGAGGCCAACAGGGCCUCCUCCACAUUUCGGAGUUGUCACACGAACCGGUGUCCCGGAUUUUGGAUGUGUUAUCAGUUGGCCAAGUAGUAAAAGUAAUGUGCAUUGGUCUUGACGUGCGUGGCAAUAUUAAGUUAUCUCUUAAAGCCACUAUACCUCCUAAACAAGGCUCUAAAUCUAAUCCUAUUGUAAAAGAACCUGUUGCUACUGUACAACAAACGCCUCAAGUUUGGAAGCCUGAUAACAAUGUACAAAAGGAGGAAGAAAGUGAGGAUGAUCAGUUUAAGAGUGGCAAGGACAGCUUAACGCCGAUUGUCAUUCGAAGUGCUGCUGAGUGUGAUGAGGCUGAAAAAUCAGCUGCUUUUGGUAAUAAGAAAUCUAAAGGAAAACGUGAAUCUACAAAUGAGGCUCCUCUCGAUGAGAAAAAACUGAAGCUUGGGAUUAAAUUGACAGCUAAAGUUCAUCAAAUUCGUGCACAUGGAUUAGUCCUUGAUUUAGGUGGCGGUCUGCGUGGAAUGUAUCGGUUUGAGAAUGGUUCGAGAAGCGAAUUUGAGAUUGGCGAGGAGGUUCGAGUUAGGUGCUCGAGUUUUUCGAGCAAGGGAAUCCCGGUAAUGUCGUUAGUCGAGUCUUAG
Molecule: messenger RNA, 2742 nt
Organism: Striga hermonthica
Lineage: Eukaryota; Viridiplantae; Streptophyta; Magnoliopsida; Lamiales; Orobanchaceae
Source: the annotation of a GenBank genome assembly